GGAAGGGAACCCAGUCAAUUCUGAAAAGAGACAAAGGGUUCAGGGAAUAAUAAAUCUGCACUGUUACAAAAUCCAGUUCAUCGGCAAGAUACCCUCCCCUCUUCCUCUGUUCCUUCCCCUCCCCCACACCAACUCUGCCACCUUUUGACCAAAGAGACAAGGAAGAUUUCCUCCUUUGAUCAUCGGAGGAUGGAGGGGGGAUGAAUGGGCCAAAAGGAACAGCAGAGGAUGUGCCGCAGCUGAGAAAAUGAGCUGUUUACCCUGCACUUGGCUUCUGUGGAGGCCCCCUGCUUCUCCCAUCUCUUCCACUGACCCCACCCAUCUCAGGGAACCACCCCCAUUCAUUGGCCCUUCUCAGCCCGCUUGGAGGUGUAAAGAGCACACACACCCCUUUCUCCAUUUUCACCGCCCGUCCUGGCCCCCGCAUCCCCCGGGCGUCACCCCUGUCACCCGGUCAUCCUUUUGGUGAUGGUGGGAGCAGGGCGCUGCACCUGUCUUGACCGUCUAGACAACACCGCCUCGUGGUUUUGUCCUCAAAGGGGGGAGAGGAAGAAGACGGUGGAGUUUGGAGGUGGGGCGGGUGUCCGCUCAGGUUAAAAGUCAGAGUUGGAGGGUGAGGUUUGUUAGUGAGGAUGGCGGAAACGAGAGUUCACCCUGCUGACCCACCCAGAGCCCUGUGGUGUAACACAGCUGACCUCUGAAGACCGGCAGUAUCUCAGUGCUUUUUCUUUUCUCACCAUUAGAUAACUGUUUCUGUUAUUUGUCACAUGUGCCAUCUGUAUUUUUAAUAUUAUAGUUUUUUUCUUUCUUUUUUUUACCAUGUCUCCAGCAUGUGUUUAGCCAACUGUCAAAGGCAUUUGAGUUAGUAUAGGAACAUUGGGAAAAUGAGAGGAAGGUCAUAAAGAUCCAGACCGGACCACAAGCAGCUCAAGUCUGGUCUCCAUGUUCUCCCAGGUACCUCUGGCUCGUUCAGAGACUCACCUCAGCGAUCUCCUUGAUGGGGUGUGCAACAGCAUGAGCGACUACGCCCUCCACGUGGACCCCGACACCCAGCACAAACAGUACAUGAGGUUUGCUCCCAGGAGCAGCGGGGCCACCGGGGACUUCCCCGACUUCAAAAAUUUCCAAUUCGACGGACCCGAGGCAUCCAACGCCCUGAAAUUCGCAUGUGAAUCCGUCGUGGAGGAGCUGGAGGAUGAUAUCAUCUCUCUGUUCAGCAAGGACAUGGAGCACAUGCACCAGGAGUUAUGCAACAGAGUCUCAGACUACUGUAAAGACAGCCGGAACACUAACGAGGAGUUAUAGUCUUCUAGAUUUUCAGUGGAGGAAGGUGGGACCAGUUUUGUAACAAAGAUCAUAAAAAAGACUUUAACAAAAUCCUUUUUUCACCCAAAAUCUUUUAAAAUAAAUAAAAGAAGAAAUCUUGAGAAA
Cyclopterus lumpus (lumpfish) is the source of this 1431-nucleotide messenger RNA. RefSeq names its product canopy FGF signaling regulator 1 (gene cnpy1). The coding region runs from base 943 to 1305 and encodes 120 amino acids. Gene Ontology annotation, cellular component: endoplasmic reticulum. The transcript is spliced from 3 exons. The record is from RefSeq and is a predicted model, not a curated record. Lineage: Eukaryota; Metazoa; Chordata; Actinopteri; Perciformes; Cyclopteridae.